Molecule: messenger RNA, 1737 nt
Organism: Sporothrix schenckii 1099-18
Lineage: Eukaryota; Fungi; Ascomycota; Sordariomycetes; Ophiostomatales; Ophiostomataceae
Product: MFS sugar transporter
Exons: 4
Coding region: 1-1737 (578 amino acids)
Biological process (GO): transmembrane transport
Cellular component (GO): membrane
Molecular function (GO): myo-inositol:proton symporter activity
Source: RefSeq, a predicted model, not a curated record
AUGGAGCACGAGAAAUCCCAGGCCGAGGCCAUGGAGGUCGUCCGCGGUGGCGGUGCCCAGGUCAAUGACAUGAUCGAAGACAUGGAGCGACUGCUCGACGAGUCUGGUGGACUGGAGACGGGCGUCUUCCACAUUGCGUUCGACGACCCGAGGAAGUUCACAUGGCUGCUCGUGGCUUUCGCCAGUAUGGGCGGUCUUCUGUCCGGACUGGACCAGAGUCUGAUCUCGGGCGCGAACCUUUACCUGCCCGUAGACCUGGGCCUCGAUACGCGUCAGAACAGCUUGGUCAACUCAGGCAUGCCCUUGGGCGCUGUCGGCGGUGCCCUUCUCCUGUCGCCCGCCAACGAAUAUCUCGGCCGGAAGAACGCCAUCAUUCUUUCCAUCAUCUUGUACACGGUCGGUGCCGCUUUGGAAGCUGGUUCGAUCAAUUUUGCUAUGAUUGUUGCUGCCCGUGUCAUCCUCGGUCUCGGUGUUGGCCUCGAGGGCGGCACCGUUCCCAUCUAUGUGGCUGAAACCGUGGAGCGUCGCCUUCGCGGCAACCUUGUAUCUCUCUACCAGUUCAACAUUGCUCUCGGCGAAGUUCUUGGCUAUGCUGUGGCGGCCAUUUUCCUACGCGUUCCUGGAAACUGGCGGUAUAUCCUCGGCUCUUCGCUCGUCUUUUCCACAAUCAUGUUCAUCGGCAUGCUGUUCCUACCAGAGAGCCCGCGCUAUCUGAUCCACAAAGGUCACAUGCUCGACGCUUACAAGGUGUGGAAGCGUAUCCGUGGUGUCGAGUCGGUUGAAGCCAGAGAAGAGUUCUUCGUUAUGACAGCCGGUGUCCGCGAAGAGCACACCGCUGUCCAGGAAGGAGCGAAGAACAAGCGCUUUCCAUGGAUGGAUUUCUUUACAAACCCGAGAGCCCGACGUGCACUCAUCUACGCCAACAUCAUGAUUAUCCUCGGUCAGCUGACUGGCGUAAACGCUGUAAUGUAUUAUAUGUCGAUACUGCUCAACCAGAUCGGUUUCGAUCCCGAGAAGGCCAACUACAUGUCUCUCGUUGGUGGCGGUGCUCUUCUGCUCGGAACAAUUCCCGCUAUUUUUCUCAUGGAGACAUUUGGUCGUCGUUUCUGGGCCAUUAUAACGCUUCCUGGCUUCUUCGUUGGCUUGGUGCUCAUCGGUGUUAGUUACCAGCUCUCGCUGGACACGCAGCUGGUGGCCGUCCAGGGACUGUACUUUACGGGUCUUGUCCUGUACAUGGGCUUUUUCGGAUCAUACGCUUGUUUGACGUGGGGUGAGUUUCCAUUCGCCUGGUCCCCAACUUUAGCGCGCCUUCCUUACAAACUAACAUCGCUCCGUCCCUUAGUUGUUCCAUCGGAGGUCUACCCGACUUACCUGCGCAGUUACGGCAUGACAACGUCUGACGCGCUGCUUUUCCUAAUGUCUUUCACCGUGACGUACAAUUUCUCGGCCAUGCAGAUCGCCAUGGGCAAGACCGGACUUGUGCUUGGUUUCUACGGAGGUAUUGCAGUCCUGGGUGAGAUAUACCAGCUGCUAUUCAUGCCCGAAACCAAGGACAAGACGCUCGAGGAGAUUGACGAGGUCUUUGAGCGCCCGACGAUGAGCAUUGUCCGGGAGAACUGGGCGGGUAUCAAAGAGAACGUCAACAACAUGUGCCACGGCCGCUUCAGCGAGGUGUUUCGCCAGCAGGCAAAGCGGAGAGCCACCUUGCACGGCCCCGACAUCAGCGAGAAGGCUUAA